This is a messenger RNA of Trichogramma pretiosum, 4851 nucleotides long. RefSeq names its product FERM domain-containing protein 5 (gene Frmd5). Gene Ontology annotation, molecular function: cytoskeletal protein binding. The coding region runs from base 551 to 3037 and encodes 828 amino acids. NCBI's taxonomy places the organism in Eukaryota, Metazoa, Arthropoda, Insecta, Hymenoptera, Trichogrammatidae. The transcript is spliced from 12 exons. Gene Ontology annotation, cellular component: cytoskeleton. The record is from RefSeq and is a predicted model, not a curated record.
UGUGUGUGUCAGUGUCAGAGUAGUGUUUUUGUGUGUGUGUGUGCCGUGUUAUCGUGUGUACGUAUGCGUACGCGCAUUGCCACAUACCACCGCAUCUCGGCAAAAUUAAUAAUAGUUAAUUGUCAUCGGCGGCAACGCAACGACAACGUGUGUGUUGGUGGUGGUAGUUAGUAGCAGUACAUAACGACGAAAAGAAAAGAGAGCAAAAAAAUAAAAAGAGUCGGAAAGUAUACAAUACGAUCGGUCGCAUCAUCGAUCAUGAGCAGCGACGUUUUAUUAUUAGCUCGUGCAACGUCCUCGAGGAUGAAACGAGGGUGAAAAGAACUGCUGCUGAUGAUCGUCGUCUCUCUCGCUGGACACGCUGUGUAUACGGAUGAAGUAAUGAGCAUACAGCCGGCGAUGCGCUAGCGUUGGUACAGUUUUAAUCCAGAAAACGUAAAAAAAGAAGAAAAAGAAAUCGUCGUGCAGGGAGACACCCUUGAUCGAUGAUAGAUCACACUGUAAUCGAGAGUUAUUCUUCGUUGUUGUUGUCAUCGCUGUUGUUGUUAUUAUGUUGAAAUUCGGCAGCAAGAACGACGUCACGGUGGUUUACCGGGCCACCAUCAGAUUGCUCGACGACGCCGAGAUCAUACACUGCGACUUUCAGCCGCAGCACAAAGGCAAGUACAUACUCGAGCAUGUGUGCAAACAGCUCAACAUCCUGGAGACGGACUACUUCGGCCUGCGCUACGUGGACAGUUGUCGACAAAGGCAUUGGCUGGAUUUGGCGAAAACGGCGAUUAAACAGGUCAAAGAUAUGGAGCCGAUACUGUUCAGUUUUCGGGUGAAAUUCUAUCCGCCGGAUCCGCUGCGGCUCAAGGAGGAGAUCACGAGAUAUCAGAUUUAUCAGCAGCUCAAGAGGGACCUGCUGCACGGGCGGCUCUACUGCAGUCCCGGCGAGGCUGCUCUUCUCGCCGCCUGUAUCGUACAAAGCGAACUCGGCGAUUACGAUCCCGAGCUGCACGAGGGCAACUACAUCGCCGAGAACAAGCUGCUGCUGAAGCAGACCGAGUCGAUCGAGGAGAAGGCUCUGGAGCUCCAUCAGACGCAGCUCAAGGGCUUCAGUCCCGAGCAGGCGGAGACGCACUUCCUGAGGCUCGCCGCGCAGCUCGACACCUACGCCGUCGAUCCACAUCCCGUCAAGGAUCAGAAGGGCACGCCGCUCUAUCUUGGCAUCAAUCAUCACGGCAUACUGACGUUCCAGGGCUCUCGCAAGACCAAUCAUUUCCGCUGGCCGGAGGUGCAGAAGAUCAAUUACGAGGGAAAGAUGUUUAUCGUGCAUCUCACCAUUACGGAGGACAUGCGAACGAAGAAAAAGCACACCGUCGGAUUCAAGUGUCCCACGGGCUCGAAUUGUCGCCACGUCUGGAGAUGCGCCAUCGAGCAAAUGUUAUUUUUCACGCUGCCACGAGCUUCGGACGCGCCCGUCAUGAGCGGCGGCUCGCUCUUCUCCUGGGGCACCAAGUUCAAGUACACCGGCAGGACGGAGCGCGAGGUCCUGGAGGAGGUCGGGCCGCUGCGCAAGGAGGAGCCGCCCAUACAGCGCUGCCACUCGACGGGCCUGCGACGCAAAGCGAGCAGCGUGCCGGCGACACCGAGCACACCCAGUCAGGAUCUUUGCGAGAUUCGAUACUCGAGCUUGCCGAGGAGCUGCCACAGCGCGGGACUGGACGGGGCGGGCAUGGGCGACAUCGGCAGCGGUGGCAUGCCACUGAGCUCGCCCUACUGCCCGGACAACACGCUGCCGCUCCUCGAGACCGUCUCCGAGGACCAGGAGAUACACGCGAGAAGAAACAAUGACGAAGAAAAUGACCAUGAAAUGGAUACCACAAGUACUACUACUACCACAACCUGUCAUGUAACAACAACAACAACAACAACAUCAAUUACAACAAGUGAAACAUCAACCACGCCUACUAGUAUCACGACAGAUGCGCCAAAAAUCUCUUCCACCACAAAUAACGAUAAUAAUAAUAUUAACAAUAGCAACAGCAGCAGCAGCAGCAGCAACAACAUUAAUAUCAACAACAACAAUAACAAUAAUAUCACCCCGAUGAAUCAUCAUCCAAGCCGAGUAAAGCUGAAGAUGCAGCAGCAGCAUCUGCCGCUCAUUAGUCACAAAGUAGUCAUAGGCUCGGACGAGCUGCAGGACGGCCGCGACAUCGAUCGGGUCGUGCGUCGUCGCAUCGACGAGUUCAACAAGAGUCCGCGAGUCGUGAGGACGACGGCGCUCAUAGUCAAGCGUUCGUUCGCCCCGGCUAAGCCGAGGCCGCUGCACCCUGCUGCACCCCUGCUCCAGGUGAACGACGCCGUGGCGCGAGUCACCAGCGAUCUGGCCCUGCAGACGAUUAAGUUGGCCAACGGUGACGCGACCAGUUUAGCGAGUUGCAGCAGUAGCACGGGAGCAGGAGGAGGAGGAGGAGACGAUGAUAACGUGGACGGUUCAGUGCUGCAACACGAUUACGAGGGCAGCGACUACUACUUCCGCGACUCGUUCGAUCACUCCUCCUCGGAGAGCCAACUGCUGGACGCCAGCGGCGGCACCCUCACCGGUAGUCGCUCGUCGAUUCACCAGCCCGUGCCGAAGAUGCAACGCCUGCAGAACUCCAAAAUCGGCGGUGGCGGCGGUCUGAUACAGAAGGGCGGCGUCUCGUCGUCGACCUCGGCCCUCGGCGGACCGAACUCGGUGCUGCGCCAUCGUCACUCGCACCUGGGCCAGCAUCAGCAGCACAUGGGCCAGGCCAUGGGCGCCUCGUCGACCAGCGCCUCGGACGCCGCCAACAAGCUGAUGAAGCGGCGCGCCGUGAAAGUCGUCAAGCUGCUGGUGCCCGCCCUCGUGCUCACCGUCACGGUGCUGCUCGUCGUGACGAUCGUCGUCUUCGAGACGGACUCGAAGCUGUUCGAGGCGCUGCGCAAGACCCCGGAGAUGGUGGCGCUGAGGGCGCAGUACUACGCCCCGGUCAAGAACUUCUUGAAGAGAAAGUUCGGCUUUUUCUGAUUAACAAGACUCGAGGAUGGCAAGGCCUCGUCUUCGUCAUCGUCGUCGUCGUUUAUCGCGUAAACGCGCCUCUCUGCGUUCGUGGAGGAGGGAGGGUGGAAAAAAGGGAAUUUUUUCUGGAAUUCUUUGGAAUUAAAAAACAAAGCACUGACUUAACUGUCUGAAUCUUAAAUGUUGGCCAAUAUUGUUACAAUUUACUAUGUCUACUGAAUGACGUCAAGAUCAGUUUGAUUAUGUCGUCUUUGUUGAGUGUAAACGCUAUUAUAAUUAUAAUGUAUGGUAUUAGGGAAUAAAACGUAAUCUAGAUUAUUUUGUAUCGUAAAAACAAUUCAUGUAAAUAUUUUCGACGCAGUGGUUGUAAGGUUAAAGCUCUAGAAGCCUUUUUGAUUAUUUUAUAAACGACUCGCUCUAAGAUGAUGUUUCUUAAAAUGUCAAAAGGUUCGCGAAUGCUUGUUAUUAACAAAAAAGUUUGUACUCGAAAUUCGUGUUUCGAGAUCUAUACAUAACUUCCUAACAUGGGACAGUACUAUUAAGUUUGGGAAACAAAAUAAAAAAAUAUAAUAAAAGAUGAUAAAAAAAGAUCUGUGGCCAACAUUUUACACUGUCAUUGUCACCGCAUAUAUACAUAUACGUUUUGUUGAAUCGACGCUGUCACGAUCUGUUAUUUUCAUUUGUAAUUUCGAAGUUUCGUACACAUCCAUCAACGCUGAUCGAUGCUCUUCGUGCAUAUAUUUUACUCUUACCGUUGGUAAUCGAUACAAAAUAUAACGGAUUGUAUCGCGAGGCAGUGUUAAUUUUUCUGCUUAUAAUUGAGAAACAACAGGUCAGUUGUACGCGUGCAUUGUACGCUCAAAGCAAGCCGAAAAACAUUUUUAAGAGCGCGUGUAAUAUAUAUACAUAUACGAGAAAAAAUCUAGAUAUGUAGCAUAAAAAACUCCAUUAGCUUAUAAAAUAUACAACAAAAAAUAAAUAUGAAAUGCAUAACCGUCAAUAAUACAGCCAAAAAUUUUCAACACAGCAAAUUUUUAAUCAAUAUUUUGAAUCGAAGCCAUCGGUUUUCAUUUUCAUAAAAAUUAAUUGUUCUUUCAUGAUCAGCUUUUCUAAGUAACAAUAUGAUGAUGUUGUCAAUGUAGGAAAAAUAAAAAUAUUUUGCGACUCGAAAUUAACCAGCAACAGAUUCUUUCGACAAAUAAUGUAGAUUUAUAUUGUAAUGAAAUUAUCAAGUAUUUUAUCAAAUGAUAAUACCAUCAGUUAUUUCUAAAAGUGCCUACAAUGCUGUCUUUUUGUAGAACGCGACUUGAGCAAUUGCAAUUUGUAUAAUAUGAAAAUUUUUUGACGAUUUUUUUCGUCAAAUUUAUUAUUCAGCUCUUUAGCUACGAACAAAUCGAAUACUUUUUGACUACGAAUUUUUUUUUAAUGGAAACGCUCUUUUGUGCGCUAUGAAAACCUAUACGAAUUUUUUAAGCAUGUUGUUUAAGUGAACUGUAUGAAAAUUUAUAUACCGAGUCGACUAAUUGCAUGUAAAAUCGGCUAUUCAAAUUUUUUGCUCAGCGAUAAUAAGAAAAAGAAUAAAACAAUAUUCGGUAAACUUGUGGGUUUGCAGCUCCCUGCAAAUCGAUGUAUAAAAUAAUGAAAAAUGUCAAUUGAGAAAUUAAGUAAUCAGUACGUAUUAAAAAUACUCUUAUAAAUGAAAUCUUUUGUAUAUUAUACGGGAGGCUAGAGUGAAAGUGUUAACAAGUAAGAUAAAACAUUACGCAUUGAUAAAAAACAAAAAUUAAUUAAUAAAAGCCGCCGUUAUCUUGCUAUGAUCAAAA